AGGAUCGAGGCCGAGGAAGACCGCCGGCUAUUUACCUGCAACAAAGACCAUCUUGGUUAACCCAUAAAAACGAGAAUGUUGGGCAAAUUCCACUUGUCUGAAGCAGGUCGAUGAGAGAGAGAGAGGGAGCAAAAAUGCCAGUUUUCUCUUGGCUCGGAUUCAUUCCCGACAAAGCGCAACUCAACCAACUCACGUCUCCUAUGUAUAUAAAUCGGAAGAAAGCAUGCCCACCCUCUCUCUCCUCUCUCCCCCUCCCCCCUGUGAGAGAUUAGGCAAUUGACUGCAUUUUAUUUUUUGGGUCUUUGUCAAGGGAGGGAGGGAGGGAGGGAAAAAUUUGGGGAGGUCGUCUGUUUUGUGGGUGCUGUCAUGACAAAGAUUUACCAGUUUCCGAAUUAGGCGUGACCAAAUGAAUACAUCGCCACGUCCACCUCCUCUACUUCUCUUCUUCAUCCCCUGAUAGGUGUAUCUGGUCAGAUCUGAGUUCUUUUUCGGGUAAUUGGUUGUUUUGUUUCCGUUGCCUCGGCGAGGAGGGGAAUCGAGAAGAGGGGAGAUGGCCGGCGUCGUUGCCGCUCGAAGAGUGAUGCAACGGGCUCUGACGGUCACGACCUUGGUGAACUGCAAUGUUGGGCGCCCUGGACUCGAAACGAGGGGGAUAUGGCAGCAUGUGAAUUCGAAAGGGAAGCGGGCGUUUCUUGUCGAUACCUUGGCUUUGGUUAGAACGUUAGAAGAACAAGGAGUUCCAUCGAAGCAAGCUGAAGCGAUCACUGCAGUGAUAACGGAGGUCCUGAAUGAUAGUUUGGAGAAUGUGGCUCAGUCCUGUGUUUCUGUAGGAGACAUGCAGAAGAGUGAAAUGGUUCAGGAAGCCAGCUUGUCCAAGUUUAAAUCUGAAGUUCAGAGAUCUCUGGAGAAUCGGUUGUCACUGCUUCAGCAUGAAAUAGAAAAGGUUCGAAGUGAAAUAGAAAAAGGUCGCAGUGAAUUGAGGUAUGAGAUUGACAAGGUUACAGCUGGACAACGCCUUGAUUUAAAUCUUGAAAGAGGGCGAACACGUGACGAACUGGCUAAUCAGCACACCGAGACGGCCAAUUUGAAUAAUAAACUUGAUAGGGAAAUUCAUGUUCUAAGGGCUCGCCUGGAAGCAGCCAAGUACGAUCUGAUCAAGUAUUGCGUUGGUACACUUGUAUCUAUCUCUGCUGUUGGCCUUGCUGUAGCUCGCAUUCUUAUAUGAAACUACACCAACCUUUGAAGUCCCCACCUUUUUUUGGGGGCUUCAAAUGAUACAAGCUGACAGUUUUUUUUCUUUUUUAAAAUGUGUUUUCCUCUCGGUUGGGUAACCAUUUUGAACUGCUCAACCAGAAAUUCUUCAGGUGGGUCGGUAUCCCAUUUGAUUGAUUGUUGUAACAAGUGCCAUUGAAAGAUGUAGUCAUUUGGAAAUACAAGUCAUUAAUUAUGAGAUUCAGUGUGA
This is a messenger RNA of Nymphaea colorata (pocket water lily), 1462 nucleotides long. RefSeq names its product protein FMP32, mitochondrial-like. The coding region runs from base 551 to 1225 and encodes 224 amino acids. The transcript is spliced from 7 exons. The record is from RefSeq and is a predicted model, not a curated record. NCBI's taxonomy places the organism in Eukaryota, Viridiplantae, Streptophyta, Magnoliopsida, Nymphaeales, Nymphaeaceae. Gene Ontology annotation, cellular component: mitochondrion.